CCACGAUGCUCCCUCAAAUCUUCAUUUCAGCAUUCAUACUCCUUCUCCCAGUUGCUUCAGGAUCAUUCCCGGAAGUAUAUGGAAUGGGGGGUGAGCCUGUGACGCUGCCAUGUUCUUAUCCCGAAUCUCGUGCACUCUCAUUCGUGUGCUGGGGCCGAGGCGAAUGUGCUUCUGAUACGUGUGGACAAACACUUGUCUGGACUGAUGGAAACCGAAUCAACUAUCGGACAAGCAGUCGCUACCAGAUCAACGCGCAGCUUCUUCAAGGAAAUGCAUCCCUGACCAUCGAUUACGCCUAUGAGAGUGACAGCGGUCUCUACUGCUGCCGAGUGGAAAUGAAGGGAUGGGAUGGUGUGCAGACACUGACCACCUCACUGCAGGUUCAACCAGGAAGCAAUUCGACCAGGAAUAAAGGCCUUGCUAUUGGUCUCUCCAUUUUCGUGCUGCUUCUAGUUCUUGUGAGCUCAUUAGUUGUGGCAAAUUACAUAUUUAUGAAAAAGAGGCCAGGAUCUCAAAGCUUGGUAGCCUUUUGUGUUUCUAAGAUCAGAACUUUACUAAAUAAAGAGGCUGCAUGACCACGAGCCCAAGACAACGGACGUCUACAAUAUUGAAGAAAAUCUUCAUGUCAGCGUUUAAGUUUCAGGAGAAGACAGCUACGGCAUAUCACCAGGCUGGACACCCCUUAAGUGCCUGGACUAUUUUCUGUGUCAGUUCACCUUGAGUUCCCACUGUGCAGCGGC
This is a messenger RNA of Rattus rattus (black rat), 740 nucleotides long. Its product is annotated as hepatitis A virus cellular receptor 1 homolog. Gene Ontology annotation, cellular component: cell surface. The record is from RefSeq and is a predicted model, not a curated record. Gene Ontology annotation, molecular function: phosphatidylserine binding; virus receptor activity. The transcript has 5 exons. The coding region runs from base 6 to 575 and encodes 189 amino acids. Gene Ontology annotation, biological process: phagocytosis, engulfment; positive regulation of mast cell activation. NCBI's taxonomy places the organism in Eukaryota, Metazoa, Chordata, Mammalia, Rodentia, Muridae.